GAGACAACGGAAACACAGUUGGUCAAUGGAAAGCAGGAAGAAGUAGUAGUCUGGAAGUACCCGGAGGAGAAAGUUGCACAAUUGGAUGAUCUGCAUGAAAAACAUGGAGUGGUUUUCAACUUCACCCGUUCCUUGUGAUCUCCAGCCCGCGGAAAAGGGAAAGUGGGUUAUCGACACGAUCAGAAAGGAGCCGCGGCUCAAACAUAUAGGGGAGACGUUCUCCUUACAAAGCCUGGGACGUAAUAACAUCAUGGUCCUGUUCGUCAAUGAGGAACAUGCAAAGAUAACAACGGAAAUGCAAUCCAGGAAUUGCCAUGGCUCGGUCUGCACAAUCACAAAAUGGAAGAAAUUGUCAGCCCAAAGGCAGACCCAGGCCUUUGCAAUUUCCUACAAACAGACCAUGAUGAAGGAAAAUUUAUGGGUUCAGUUCGAUAACAUUCAGCCGGGCUUUCACGGCCUGCUGGUCGACAGGCUCAAGCGACAAUACCCGGCCAAUAGAAUUCUGAAGUGGAUCCUCCCCACGCCAGAUUUUUUGGCUCCACAUUGCGGAUCGAUGACUGCGAUCUUGGAUGUGCAAACGGACGACCCCCCAGUAUUUCCACAGACAUGGAACCUGCAGAUCGAAAGCAGAAUGGUUGAGGUGAGAAUCUCUACACGCACAUCCCCAAUAUGCUUUUGCUGCAGGGAGCGAGGUCAUCUGGGCACUGACCCCGCUUGUCCGAAAUUUCCGAAACAACCAAAGGAUAGGAAACUGUCGCCCAACAUGCUGCUAGAAGUGGAAGAUGCCCCCGGUACCUGGUUCGUGGCAGACCCAACCUAUGACGGCUGGGUCUUCGACGACAACCUCGACGAGCCGGAUUGSGUCUGGCACUUUACAGACCUAACUCCUACCACCAAGAAACCAGACAUCUUCCCUCCGGCGGACAGCAGGUGGCAAAAGAAGGCCACCGGAAAGGUAAGAGGCAAUCCGACAAAGAUCAACACUAUGCCGAUUACCGACUCCAGGGUGAUCAGGGAAGAGAAAGCAAGGGAAGACUUACUGACGGACCUGGACACAAUUAGAGAGCAGGUUGAAGAGGAAUACAACAAGAACCCAGAUUCUUUAAAGGAGGCACUGAAACAAGCAGAAUUACAAACCUACAAAAGAAGGGCCAAAGCCCAACCAGUCAAUAAACGCCAAUUCCACGAAGGGGGCAAGGCCGGGGAGAAAGAAUCGGGCCUGAAAAGAAGAAGGGCCGAGGGACCAGCAGGGGAACGGGACAACAACAAACCAGGAGCGAAUAACGAGGGUGAGGAAAUGGACUUUGAUGCGGCUGGGGAGCAGGCUGAUGACGAAGCAGAUCCCAAGCCGGAGUCCGGCCCCGCGGAGGAGGAUGAGCAUGAACGGGAGGAACAGUCCCUCGCGUGGAUAAGACAUUAUGUGGAGAAAGCGAAAAGAGAGAGGGAACACGCUUUCGAUGUCCGGGUCGCAUGUUUGAAACACGCGGAACGAUCCCAAGCGAAUGGGAAGAAGAACGUAAUUGCUGGAAUCAGUAAUUCACCCAAUCAGUUCGCAGCCCUCCUGAAACUUAAGGCGGAUGAGUUCUCUGAGUAUGCAGCCUUCAGGUAUGCAGAAAAAAAGAGGGCAAGAGAACAGGGAACGGAAGACAAAGACAAAACAAUUCCCGCAACCAAAGAUAUCUUCCAAGAUCAACGCCCCAAGACGAGGAAGACAAGUAAGAACCAGAAAAAAAGGGAAUCCAACGAAGAGCAAGGGGGGGAGGAAGAUAAACCAGAGCGGGAUCUGUUGGAAAAGGAAAUUGCAGUCGUCCUGUCCCAAACAGAGAAACUGAGAAAAUGGAACAGAGAAUACGCCCCAGAAUACACAAUGAUUGCACAGAUUGCAAAGGGGAAAGCACCCAUGGUUGUGGAAGCAGCCAAUGCAGCCCGCAGAACAUUGAGGAACAUCAGACCGCUCAUCGCAGCCAGGUAUGACCCCAAAGUGAAGGAAUGGUCAGUGGCAACCGACGUAGCCUUCCAAAUUCCAUACUUUGUGGAAGUGGAAAACAUUGUUAAGGCCUUAAGAAACCAUGUCACCUUCGAUGUCCCUCUGGGUCUGUUUGAGACGGUGGCUUUAGCAUCAGACAUGGAGGACACCGAAUCCCAAGAGGGCUCAGAGAGCGAUCCCAAAACCAAGGAGCUAGCUGGCAGGAAGUCCCCGAGGGCCUUCUCACCCUUGAUUGCCAAAAUGCCRRAAGAGACGCAAYUGCAUUCAGGGAUGAGAUGGAGACCAUGGCGGACGGUGGCUGAAGUUCCUUACAGCAUUCUGGCUGGCCCAGGAGUGUCUGCGGAGUUGAUGGCCACUUCAGUGGCCAGCAUCGUGGAGGCAGGGCAGCUAGAUGGGGAUGAAGAAUUGGACAUGAGAGCAUAUGCACUAGAUGAUGAGAGGUUUUACAGAAGUGAAGGAUCAGAAGGUGAUGCAAGGGACGGCGAUGACGAGUGGGAGAAGAUGGACAGCGGAAAAAAAGGGAAAGGGGCAGGUGGACACUGAGGGGAGAGGAGGGGAGGAGCUGGACAAGGCGACCUCAAAGGGGAGCUCCGAUGCCGUGUUACAAG
Molecule: messenger RNA, 2595 nt
Organism: Chara braunii
Lineage: Eukaryota; Viridiplantae; Streptophyta; Charophyceae; Charales; Characeae
Source: the annotation of a GenBank genome assembly